This is a messenger RNA of Neocloeon triangulifer, 2021 nucleotides long. RefSeq lists its product as uncharacterized. The record is from RefSeq and is a predicted model, not a curated record. The transcript has 3 exons. Bases 416 to 1228 code for a protein of 270 amino acids. NCBI's taxonomy places the organism in Eukaryota, Metazoa, Arthropoda, Insecta, Ephemeroptera, Baetidae.
AGAUAAGAUCUAAAAUUAAAAAGUUCCAUAAAAAGUAGCGAUAAAGGGUUAUUAGGACCCAGACUGGAGUGCAAAUUUAAAGUUUUUGACCCUCUCAUGGGCAAAACCGGUUACAACUUUUCUGCGCAGGAAUAUAUUUGCAAACAAAACUUUUAAAAAAGGAAGUGGAGGUGUGUGCAAAAAUAGUGAGGACGAGAGAGCGCGAAGAGCCGGUUAGCCUUGGAGUUUUAUUAGCACUGGCUGUGACGUGGUGGCGUUUUUAGAGGCGUGUGAGCUCGAAAAGCCAAGCUAUUGGCCGCAGUCCUUGGUUCGCCAGACAACUACGCAGCCGAGAGCUACCCGAGCGACCGACCAGUCCGUCGUUUGCACUUGCAUAGUGUACAUUACCACUUGACAUUGGCAUCUUGAUAAAAUAAUGCUUGCGUUUAGCCAGAGAAUGCGGCGGCGACGCCCGCACAGAAUGGAUAAAGUGACCAACACGAUUUCUGCCGAGGGAACAGCAAUAUUGUGUUUUCCUCCUGACGGUUCCUCAUUUCGAGGUAUGAUGACCACAAAUUCAAAAGAGCACAUGGCCAUGGACGAAGACUCGCCGUAUGUGUUGUAUGGCCGAGAGACACCGACCCCUGGACAGUACAAAGUGACCGUGGCCGACUUGGAGACGGGUCUUCAGUACCACAUGGACGCGGUCCAACUGAGGGGCGAGUUGAGGAAACGGGGCAGGUCCAUGUCAACAAGCCCCGAAAUCAUCACCCACUCGACGAGCGCCGCGAUUCCCAUCGGUGGUGGAGGACACGCGCAAGGUCACGGAGGUCAAGGUGUUGGCUUCGAGGACAUCUUCCUGCUGGAGCACUCGUGUCCGCCGAAUUUGAUCAACGGCGGCUUCCUGGAGGAGAACAGCGAGCUGAGUCCGGUUGGCUCGGACAGCACCCGACUCAGCUCGACCCCAAGUCACAACAGCCCCCUGAGUCCCCUGCCCUCGGCCAAGGACGACGCGCCCCUCGAGGCGUUUUCCAACCCCCAGUUUUCCCUCGAAUUCGAAAGCGAGGAGGACACUUUGCAGUUUACGGCCAACACUGUGCACCGCGGCCAAAAGGCGGACAUGAUCAUCCAGAGGCUGAUGGCCGGUUCUAAACUCGGAGGCACAAAGUGCGUGGUGCUCGUGGGGCCGUUGCGCUUUUCAGUCAGCGAUACGGUCACUACCGAUGCCAACAUGGCUUGGAGCAUGUGAAGAACUUUGUAUUAAGGACUUGGGAAUUUUAUCAAAGUGUAUGUAUUUUUGAAGAUUUGAGAUUAUUUUAUUUUUGGAGGAGAUUUUAGUAAAGUCAGUAUUUGUAUAAUUGAAAAUUUUACAAGAAGAUCGCAAUAAUGUUGAAAAAUUAAAAAUUUAACUGAUAAUUAUUGUAGGUUUGCUCUGGUGAGGAUUUGUCAUGAUCAAUUGAUCAUACAAAGCAACAACUAUAAUUGUAUGUGCAUCUCUUGUCUAAAGUCUAACUUGAAAAGUAGAAAAUGAGAUUAAUGAAUGCUAAGGGUGACGUAAAUUAAAAUUAUAAUGUAGUAUUUAUGUAAAAAUGAAAGUUUUCUCAUUUCUACUUAUAGAAAUUAAUCCAAAUAUGUAUGAUAUAGUCUAAAAAAUUAAUUGUACGUACUUUUCCCAUUUUUUAAAAAGCUACUUACAAAGUGUGAAUGAAAGUAGCUUUGAUUGUUACGCUCAAUGAGCUGGAAUAAUUUCAUGUUUCGUCAAACUUUUAAGUGAUUAUAUUUUCCUGAGGUGCCAUUAUUAUUCAUAAACCGAUUGUGCCAUUUCAUGUUAAUUAUUACAUUGUUUAUGUGAGUGCUACGAUUUUAUUUAAAUAAUAUGCAUUGUCAUUGUAAAAUUUUGUAUACUACUGUAGACCGUACAUUUUUGCCGUACUUUUAAAAAUAAGAGCGCUGGAAUGCAAUAUUGUUGGGAUUGGGGACCAUAUUCUGUAUGAUGAACAAAUACAAAAGUCAAAUUGCAUUGCCCAAAUGAUAUGUAAUUU